Molecule: messenger RNA, 1431 nt
Organism: Ophidiomyces ophidiicola
Lineage: Eukaryota; Fungi; Ascomycota; Eurotiomycetes; Onygenales; Onygenaceae
Exons: 5
Coding region: 1-1431 (476 amino acids)
Biological process (GO): G protein-coupled receptor signaling pathway
Cellular component (GO): cytoplasm
Molecular function (GO): guanyl-nucleotide exchange factor activity; G-protein alpha-subunit binding
Source: RefSeq, a predicted model, not a curated record
AUGAGAGAAAUUGAAGAGAUUUUGGACCGGCUUGAGCCAGAUACUAACACCCGGGCCGCCCCGUCCGAAGGUAAGCAGCUUUCCGUCAUUAAUGCAUCGUUGCCUUGCCGAACCUCCGAACUCACAUCUGAAUCGCGUACGGCAGAGGUGGAGGGCUUGCUUGCCCAAUUAAGGGCUUUCACUGCCACUUCCCAGCAGCUGGGCGCACUUUUUACAAAGCGUGCUCUAUCUAUUCUGUGUUUCUAUGGGUUUGACGAUGCCUCCCCCGCCACUACACGCCGUCUCGCCUUACGGUGUCUAUGCAAUGUCCUGUUACUGUCGGUGCCCACGAGGCAGAUUUUUGUUGACGAAAAUUGCCCGAAAAAAGCCAUAGAGCUGUUAAAGAGUGACCACCCAGAUGAUGAAUUACUUGCAGCAAGGCAACUUCUUCUAUGCACUUAUAGAACCUCUCUAGACUUCGACACGCUUAUUACCACAGGGGGUAUUGCGGAAGCUCUCAACUCCCGGAUAUCGUACCACGCGGCUCGAAUUUCAGCCACAGAAGAAAAGACUUCUUCCCCAGAUACUAAUAUUGCUGCAUUGAACGAGAGUCUGAAGUUGUUUUGUAACCUGGCCGCACAAUACCCGCAACAUUCUCAGGCUUUUCUUCGAUCUUUCAGCCCUAUUCUGAGCAUUCUCAAUACUAUUUUCAUACCUGCACCGCCGCUGGAGCCCCCGGUAUCGUUGCUCAUUAAUUGUCUUGUUGUACUCAACAUCUCGGGCCAAAAUACGGAGCUUGUACGAAACUCUCUAUUCCCGGAGUCUGAUAACGUCUGUUUAGACCGACUGGUACAUCUCCUUGACGUGACAACAACCUCUUAUGGACAUGAAGAGCUGAAUGAGCGAGGGUCACCCCUCGUGCAACUUCUCCUUCGUAUCGCAGAAAUCGCGCCUUCUGGACCUAAGGCUCAUUUAAAGAGUCUGCUAUUGCCUUCGGAGAAUGAUAGAGAGGGAGUUCUGGGAACGGGUGAUUCGUUACCAGCAAGGUUGCUAAGACUUUCUACUGAAAUAUCAUUAAAUCAUCUACGACUGCUUAUUCCAUCGCUUCUCUUUGAGCUUUCUGACAAAGAUGAACGCCAGUUUUCACACAAUAUCGGCUAUGGAUAUGCAUCAGGGCUUCUGCUGUCUCUCGGGAAGUCUCUAUCGCCCGACGACCCGAAGGCGAGUGCUUCGAGUGAAGCCGCUACGGGUUCAGAUAUCAAUCCUGUUACAGGCCAGAAGAUUGAAUGGGAACAAGAAGUAAAUAUGCCAGAGAUGACUGAUGAAGAGAAGGAACGCGAGGCAGAAAGACUCUUUGUUCUUUUUGAAAGGUUACGAGCGACUGGCGUUGUAGAUGUCGAGAAUCCUGUCGCUCGGGCUGCGCAGGAUGGGAGAUUCGAAGAAAUUGAGUAA